This is a messenger RNA of Asparagus officinalis (garden asparagus), 2319 nucleotides long. RefSeq names its product poly [ADP-ribose] polymerase 2-A. The record is from RefSeq and is a predicted model, not a curated record. The coding region runs from base 123 to 2087 and encodes 654 amino acids. The transcript has 19 exons. Lineage: Eukaryota; Viridiplantae; Streptophyta; Magnoliopsida; Asparagales; Asparagaceae. Gene Ontology annotation, molecular function: NAD+ poly-ADP-ribosyltransferase activity.
ACUCGGCCGUCUCCUUCCUCGAGAAGAUUCAUUUUUAUUUUGGUUUUACUCUUUUCAGAAAAACCCUUAUAAAACCCCCUCUCGUUCAUCUCGCCCCCCGAGAAGAAGAGCGAGCUCUCAUCAUGGCUUCCAAGCUCAAGGUAGACGAGCUCCGCUCUCAGCUGAAGCUCCGAGGUCUCGACGACACCGGGACCAAACCCAUUCUCGUCAAGAGGCUAGAAUCGGCGAUUCAGCAAGAAGAAGAGAAGGAGAAGGAAUCGGCUAAAGAUGUCGCGAAUGGAACCAAGAAGAGGGAAAGGGAUUCUAAAAGAACCCUUGAAGCUGAAGAAGAUUCUUCAAAAACUGGUACUCCCAAUGGAAGAAGCAAGAGGUCGAGGGAUGCGCUUGAUGAGAAGCGCGAGGAGAUAAUUUCGAUCGAGAAGCUUCAGAAGAUUGGUGUGCGCCAACUCCGGGAGUUAGCUGCCCGUCGAGGCCUCCUGCAAACUGGAACUAAGAAAGAACUAAUAGAGAGGCUUUCGGUUGAUAUGGACAAGGAUUCAGAGGAGAAUCAUGAAGCGAAAGGCGCUGAGGAAUGUAAGGAGGAGAAGUUAAUCACUGCAACCAAGAAGGGUGGAGCAGUGUUGGAUCAGUGGCUUCCAGAUGAUAUAAAGUCAAGCUUUCAUGUGUUGCAAUGGGGCCAGGAAAUUUAUGAUGCCACUCUUAAUCAGACAAAUGUUGGAGAAAACAAUAACAAGUUUUAUGUGAUUCAAGCUUUAGAAUCUGAUGAUGGUGGGAAAUUCUUUGUUUACAAUAGAUGGGGUAGAGUUGGAGUAAAAGGUCAAGAUAAGUUACACGGUCCAUUCACUUCACGCGAAAAAGCAAUAACUGAGUUUGAGAUGAAGUUCUCCGACAAGACAAGGAAUCACUGGUGUGAUCGCAAAAAUUUUAUAUGUUACCCGAAGUAUUAUACUUGGCUGGAAAUGGACUAUGAUGAAGCUGGAAAGGAAACAGUUCAGAAAAAGACAGAUAUACCCAUUGAUAUCCAACUUCGAGAGACAAAACUUGACUACCACAUUGCAAAGUUUGUAUCCCUCAUUUGCAAUAUCAGCAUGAUGAAGCAACAAAUGUUGGAGAUAGGAUAUAAUGCUGAGAAGUUGCCACUUGGCAAGCUAAGCAAAUCUACAAUUUUAAAGGGUUAUGAUAUCUUGAGGAGAAUUUCUGAUGUGAUUUCACAACCUGAUAGGAAAGUACUUGAACAGUUAAGCGGAGAAUUCUACACCGUGAUUCCUCAUGACUUUGGUUUUAGAAAGAUGCGUCAAUUCAUCAUUGACACUCCUUACAAAUUAAAGUGCAAGCUAGACAUGGUUGCAUCACUAGGCGAGAUUGAGAUUGCAACUAAGCUUCUGAAAGAUGAUGCUGAAUUGGGGGACGAUCCUUUGUAUUCUCGCUACAAACAACUCCGUUGUGAACUAACUCCAGUUGGAGUUGAUUCUGAGGAAUUUUCUAUGAUAGAGAAGUAUAUGAGGAAUACACAUGCCAAAACACAUUCAAGUUAUACUGUUGAUAUUGAGAAAAUUUUCAGAGUCUCCAGAGAAGGCGAGAUUGAACGCUUCAACAAGUUCUCCAGUGUGGAAAAUAGGAUGCUUCUAUGGCAUGGUUCUCGGCUUACAAAUUGGACUGGGAUACUUUCACAAGGAUUGCGGAUUGCUCCUCCAGAAGCACCAUCCACAGGGUACAUGUUUGGAAAGGGGGUUUAUUUUGCUGAUAUGUUCUCAAAGAGUGCAAAUUAUUGUUUUGCCUCAAAAGAAUGUUCAACUGGUGUGCUGCUUUUAUGUGAGGUUGCACUAGGUGGUAUGGCUGAACAGUUAGCUGCAAAUUACAAUGCUGAUCGUUUGCCAGAGGGAAAACUGAGUACAAAAGGAGUUGGCGUGACGGCUCCAGACAUGUCGAAAGCCAAAUCUCUCAGAGAUGGUGUAGUUGUCCCACUCGGAAAACCUAAAGAAAAUACAGAGAAACAGGGUAGCUUGUUGUACAAUGAAUACAUCGUCUACAAUGUAGAACAGAUACGGAUGAGAUACAUUGUUCAAGUAAACUUUAAGUGGAAGUAGAGUUAGAGCCACAACAAGAUGUUGUUUCUGUAAAUUCCAGCUUUCUAGGUCGGCCAUUUUGUGUUUUACUGAUUCAGCUCAAUUUGUUGCUGCUGAUUUUGGAACAUUUUGCCGACAUAUAUUUUUCAACGAAGUUGUAUAAUUUAGAUCAGUACUCAGUUUUCUGAUAUCUAUGUGAAAAUGGUGAAGGUUAGUGUAUCAAUCUUUUUGUUUCUUGCUCGUUUCUUAAGCA